UUUUUCCGUGCGCGUCCCUUACACGUGACGUCAUGAGCGUGUCUCUGGCCAACAUGGCGGACUUUGAUACCAUUUAUGAGUUAGAGGAAGACGAAGAGGAUGAAAACGUAGUGAGCGACGAACACUUGGUCAGAUAUUGCCCGGAACCUGUGGUGAUGCGAGGGGCAGGGCACAUCACAGUGUUCGGACUGAGCAACAGAUUUGACACAGAAUUUCCUUCUGUUCUCACGGGAAAGGUAGCACCAGAGGAGUUUAAGACCAGUAUCAGCAGGGUGAACGCGUGCCUGAAGAAGAACUUGCCAGUGAAUGUGAAGUGGCUUCUCUGUGGCUGCUUGUGCUGUUGCUGUACAGUGGGCUGCAGCCUGUGGCCUGUUAUCUGCCUCAACAAGAGGACGAGAAGGUCGAUCCAGAAGUUGUUGGAGUGGGAAAAUCACAGACUAUAUCACAAGCUCGGCCUGCACUGGAAACUCAGCAAGAGAAAAUGUGAGAGCAGUAAUAUGAUGGAAUAUGUGAUUCUUAUAGAAUUCUUACCCAAAUAUCCAAUAUUCCGUCCAGACUGAGGAGGCUCCUAUAUCAGAGUGAAUGUGCAGCCCUUGAAUAUUACAUUUAGUGCCUUGUACAUACAGUGUUUUGGAGCAAAGGGUCUGCGCCUGCGUCUUCUAGUGACGAGUAGUGCAUCUCCCAGAACCUUGUAAAUGAAUUUGUAACACUGUCACUUUGCUUUAGAGCAGAUUUUGCACAUUCUUUACCGACUGAAGUAGGUCUAACGUUCCCUCUGUUGUUGCACUCGGCGUGUCGUUUGUCUGUGUUAAAAAUGAAACAAGUUAAACAUUUCCAAAAAAAAAAGAAAAAAGUGCAUUUACCCCAAAGAAGCAUCAGCCUGAUUCCCAUCUCUCCUAUGAAUGAAUCCCUUUGCUUAGAAUGUGAAGCAUCUGCCUUCCUGGUCUCUCCUUGCCUUAUGAAUAAUAAUGAAAAAAAACUCAAACAGUAACAUGGGAAAUGUAAACAUCAGGUAUUUUAAUGAGACUGAAGUAUAAAAUGCUCUUUGUGGGGUUUUCUCCCUUUGAAUCCUGUUCUUUUUUUUUUAAGAAGAUGGGAUCGUUGAAGUUGCCUAACAUACGUCCUACAUUUUCACCUUCUGUCUGAGUGUGCGAGUGUGUGUGUGUAUUUUUCCAUGUAACCCUGCGUGCGUACCAAGUAGCUGUUAGAAAAACUUGACCUGUAAAUACCAUGUUAGGAGAAGCUGUACAUUGAUAUACUAUUGUUUACAUGAAGUAACGUAGCUCUUUGUUAUUGUUUGCCAAUAUUAUCGUUGUACCAUAGUUUCUAUGAAUAAAAACGACUGUGUAUCUUUCUAGCUCAAAUGGACCUGGUUCUAACGUAAGCCAUAAAGUAACGAUGUGCGUGACGCAGGAGUCGGGACUUGUUUAUUGCACUCAAGCAUAAGAGGAAGUCGGGUUUGACAGACUGAAAUGAACCGUGGGUGUUCAGUGGUGAUGUUUGCCAAUGAUGAUGUUCAGUGAUCAUCAUCUCUCUGAAGCAUCAGCUCUAAUGUGCUGUUGGAUGGUUGAAACUGCGCACUUCCUCUCAGUAAUAUUAUCAUUUAUUGUUUCUCCCUGUAAUCUGUUUUCUUUUUUAUAGUUUUGUUUUUCUGUGCAGUACUGUUUUGGUCCUGUGUUGAGAAGCACAUGCAUCAACAGUUGUUUGUGUCCUGAGCAGAUGGUUCCUUGAUUUCACUCACUUCAGCCUAGUGUUAUGGUUUGUUUGUUUUUUUUUUUGUUUGUUUUUUGUUUGAUAAAAUCUUUGUGGAGAGACAGCUGUGCGGCGUUGUAUUCGAGUGCCUCUUGAUUCUUGGCUGAACCAUAGAGAACUACAGGGUGAAAUCAGAUUUUUAAAUCUUCCUCCCAGUGUUGUCCUUAUUGCAAUUCUUGUACUUGUUUGCCAUGAUGAUUCCUAUGGAGAGAGAAAAUAAAAAUUGUUGCUUUUGA
Molecule: messenger RNA, 1988 nt
Organism: Cynoglossus semilaevis (tongue sole)
Lineage: Eukaryota; Metazoa; Chordata; Actinopteri; Pleuronectiformes; Cynoglossidae
Gene: chic1
Product: cysteine-rich hydrophobic domain 1
Exons: 6
Coding region: 33-560 (175 amino acids)
Source: RefSeq, a predicted model, not a curated record